AUGUCAGACAAGAACCAGAUAAAGAUUAAAUUCACCACAAAUGAGGAAGAUGAGAGUCUAAAAGUGGAAGAGACACCCUUGUUUGUUCCUAUUUCAUUGAAACGUUUUGGAUUGUCUGAAAUCGUGAAUCAUUUACUUGGCAAUUACAAGACAGACUCAGACGAGGAAGAGCGUAAGCCCAUACCUUUCAAUUUCCUUAUCAAAGGAGAGCUUUUGCGUACAUCUAUUGAUGACUACCUUGUGCGCAAUGGGCUAUCAAGUGAAGCAUUCUUGACUAUAGAGUACACUAGAGCCAUUUUACCACCAAGUUUCCAAGCAUCAUUCAACAACGAAGAUUGGAUUUCAUCUAUAGACUCGAUAAACAAGACUUCGAGUGCGGUAGUGGACUCGCAAUUGACAAUAAAUGAGCCAAAAAUCUUGAGUGGGUCUUAUGAUGGAGUGGUACGAACUUACAAUAUGUCGGGUAAGGUGGAGAAGCAAUAUGUUGGCCAUUCUGCUCCAAUAAAAGCCGUCAAGUGGAUAUCACCCACCAGGAUUGUCUCUUGUGGUAAUGAUAGACAAGUGAGGCUAUGGAAAACCGCGUAUGAGGGUGUCAUUGAUGGAAAUGAGGAGAAUGAAGAAGACGAAAUCGAGGACGGAAAGACCUUGGCGAUUUUGGAAGGACAUAAGGCGCCUGUAGUCGACUUGGACGUGAGCCAGAAAACAAAGAGAAUCUUGAGUGCUGGUUAUGACAAUGUUGUUGGGUUUUGGUCCACAAAUUACAAAGAAAUGGCAAAGAUUGAAGUUCUCGAGUACGAUUCGAAUGUUGUCUCUACUUCUUCCAAGAAGAGAAGGAAAAUGGCCUUGCAAGACUCGACUAUAAGACGCCGCUCUCCUUUGAGCUUGAUGAGUGGUCACACUGAGCAAGUGGAGGGUGUCAUCUUUGACGCACAUGACGCAACUGUGGGAUAUUCUGUAUCCCAAGAUCACACUAUUAAGACAUGGGAUUUAGUCACUUCUCGCUGUGUUGAUACAAGAACUACUGGGUUUUCGCUAUUGUCAGUAUUGCAACUACCACAAGCGAACUUGAUAGCUUCGGGUUCAUCAGCUCGUCACAUCAAUUUGCAUGACCCAAGGGUUUCAAAUACAUCAGAGGUGAUCAAUGCAAAGUUAAUUGGUCACACAAAUUUUGUUGUUGGAUUGAGUGCGUCUCCUCACAAUGGAAAUAUGUUUGCUUCAAGCUCUCAUGAUGGAACUGUUAAAGUUUGGGAUAUUAGAGCUGACAAGUCUCUCUAUACAAUAACUAGAGAGGAUGGAUCAACAAAAACGAAAAUUUUUGAUGUGUGUUGGGACAAUGAAAUUGGAAUUAUUAGUGGUGGCGAGGAUAAAAAGAUUCAAAUAAACAAGGGAUCAGAUAUAGCUAAGUAA
Lodderomyces theae is the source of this 1407-nucleotide messenger RNA. RefSeq names its product Ytm1p (gene YTM1). The coding region runs from base 1 to 1407 and encodes 468 amino acids. Lineage: Eukaryota; Fungi; Ascomycota; Pichiomycetes; Serinales; Debaryomycetaceae. Gene Ontology annotation, biological process: ribosome biogenesis. The record is from RefSeq and is a predicted model, not a curated record. The transcript has a single exon. Gene Ontology annotation, molecular function: protein binding.